Molecule: messenger RNA, 2495 nt
Organism: Fundulus heteroclitus (mummichog)
Lineage: Eukaryota; Metazoa; Chordata; Actinopteri; Cyprinodontiformes; Fundulidae
Gene: det1
Product: DET1 partner of COP1 E3 ubiquitin ligase
Exons: 9
Coding region: 259-1914 (551 amino acids)
Biological process (GO): positive regulation of proteasomal ubiquitin-dependent protein catabolic process; protein ubiquitination
Cellular component (GO): cullin-RING ubiquitin ligase complex; nucleus
Molecular function (GO): ubiquitin-like ligase-substrate adaptor activity; ubiquitin protein ligase binding
Source: RefSeq, a predicted model, not a curated record
GUCCACUUCCUUAACAACAAACCGAGCAGCAGCUCCUCAUUCGCUCGGUGUGUUUGGAGAACUAUGGAAUAUAAUCGCUACAUUUUCACUUACUUUUGGACUGUGUGAGAUACGUGACGCCGGAUGCUUCAGUUUAAGCGGAACCGGAUGCGGAAGAGCGAGAAACGAGAUAAUUAACUCAGACCUGACGGCGCUGAGCCAUUUUCACAUCGGCCGUAACGACUGAAGCAUGCUUGAAGCUCUCCUCUGAUCGCUGCGAUGGACGACGACAUCCCGACCCUGAAGCCCAGACGGAUCCAGAACCAGAACGUGGUCCAUCGUCUAGAGAGACGGAGGAUCUGCUCAGGUCGACCCGGAGCUCACUGGUACCGAGUGCGCUGCUUCCACCAGAACCUGUUCCCUAACUUCACCGUGGUGAACGUGGAGAAGCCGCCCUGCUUCCUCAGGAAGUUCUCUCCAGAUGGACGCUACUUCAUCGCCUUCUCCUUUGACCAGACGUCCCUGGAGAUCUACGAAUACCAAGGCUGUCAGGCAGCUCAGGACCUCCUGAGAGGCCAAGACGGCGAGACCCUUUCAACAGCCAACGACCAGCGCUCCCUCAACAUCCGGGGCCGCCUGUUCGAGCGCUUCUUCUCUCUGCUCCACGUCACCAAUGUGGCCUCAAACGGCGAGCACCUCAACCGCGAGUGUAGCCUCUUCACAGACGACUGCAGAUACGUCAUCGUCGGCUCGGCCGUCUACGUCCCCGACGAUCCGCCGCCGUACUUCUUCGAGGUGUAUCGCAACAACGAGUCUGUGACCCCCAACCCUCGGUCCCCUCUGGAAGACUACUCGCUCCACAUCAUCGACCUCCACACCGGCAGGCUGUGUGACACCAGGUCCUUCAAGUGUGAUAAGAUCAUCCUGUCUCACAACCAGGGCCUCUACCUCUACAGGAACAUCCUGGCUGUGCUGUCAGUCCAGCAGCAGACCAUCCACGUGUUUCAGGUGACCCCUGAUGGAACGUUUCUGGACGUGAGGACGAUCGGCCGCUUCUGUUACGAAGACGACCUCCUGACGCUCUCGGCCGUUUAUACCGAAGCUCAGGCGGAGAGCCAGACGGGCUUCCCUCGCCUCUACACGGACAAAACCAUCAACUCCCUCAAGCACCGGCUGCUGGUCUACCUGUGGAGGCGAGCCGAGCAGGACGGCAGCGCCACGGCCAAGAGGAGGUUUUUCCAGUUUUUCGAUCAGCUGCGACGCCUCAGGAUGUGGAAGAUGCAGCUGCUGGACGAGCAUCACCUCUUCAUUAAAUACACGAGUGAAGACGUGGUCACACUGAGAGUCACCGACCCGUCGCAGCCGUCGUUCUUCGUCGUCUACAACAUGGUGUCCACCGAGGUGCUGGCCGUCUUUGAGAACACCUCAGACCAGCUGCUGGAGCUCUUUGAGAACUUCUGCGACCUUUACAGGAACGCCACGCUGCACAGCCAGGCCGUCCAGUUCCCCUGCUCCGCCUCGUCCAACAACUACGCACGCCAGGUCCAAAGAAGAUUCAAAGACACUAUAGUGAACGCCAAAUACGGCGGCCACACUGAAGCGGUGCGGCGGCUGCUCGGUCAGCUGCCCAUCAGCGCCCAGUCGUACAGCAGCAGCCCCUACCUCGACCUGUCGCUCUUCAGCUACGACGACAAGUGGGUGUCCGUGAUGGAGAGGCCCAAGACGUGCGGAGACCACCCCAUCAGGUUUUACGCCCGAGACUCCGGCCUGCUGAAGUUCAAGAUCCAGGCGGGCCUGCUGGGUCGGCCCGUUAAUCACGCCGUGCGCCGCCUGGUCGCCUUCACGUUCCACCCCUUCGAACCGUUCGCCAUCUCUGUCCAGCGCACCAACGCGGAGUACGUGGUCAACUUCCACAUGAGACACGUCUCAGCGUGAUGAGCUGCUGCAGUCGUGAUGCGAAGGCCGGCUCUCCUACGGAGAAACGUCCUCAGUUCUGCUCCUCACUCAGGGUUCCUGGACCUUUUUUACUCAGAUAUCCAGAGUUCUCAGUGCGAAAAAUGUAAAAGUACAGCACGUGUUCUCACACUGGUCAGGACUGAAAUAUGAAACCAAAAAAAUAGGCGGAUGGCUGGUUGAACUUUGACGGUACGGGAUGAGUUUUUUGUUUUCCAUACCCUUAUUUUUUUUCCAGACUUUUUCAGACUCCAUAGGAUCUCUUACCUGCCUCAUUCUCAGCACGCAACAGUUCUCCCCUUUUCCCUCUCCUCUCCUCUGCUGUUGUUUUUUUCUCCUUCGCAGAACAAAGAGGCGGCUGUGGGGAGGAGAGGAUGGACUAAGUGUAAAUGGAGAUGUGGUUGACGUUCUGUGGAGGUGGAAUCCACAAGAGCUUUUAUGUGUCAGAUAGCUUCUCCAAUCAAACUUUAUGGUUUUCUUAAUUUUUUAUAUUAUUUUACUUUUUAAAUGUUUGAUUGUACAUAUUCUACAACUAAUAAAGUUCAUUUUAUUUUAUACUUUUA